AUGGGCGUUGGACUACAACAGGUUCGGAACUACCGGGGUUUCCAGAACGACGAAAGUAAGGUUGUUGCAUUCGAUCUUCUGCAGGAACCAGCGGAAUACGUCAAGCAUUUUGAGCGCUACGCGACAAGUGUUGUCUCUAUUAUUGAUUUUGGAAGACGCGUCGCUUCUUUUACCGACCCCAUUAUCACUGAAGUAAUUGCCUUGAUGCACCGCGCUGCUGAUCUGAACGUACCUGGAAAGACAUUUCCAAUGCUAAUGGAGUCAUUCCCCUUUCUCGCCAAAUUUCCGAACUGGAUGGCACCAUGGAAAAAAGGGAUGGGAAAAGGAGGAAGCGGCAGACCCUUCUUUUAUGCAUUGACGGAAGAAGCUGCCAGAAGUUCCGAACCGAACUAUUCAAAGAGGAUAUUUGAAGAAGCAGCAAAACAUGGUCUCUCCCAAAUGGAGAUAUCAUCACUGUCUGGAAAUCUCUUCGGAGCGGGGAGUGACACUUCAAGCUCGACGCUUGUGACAUUUGUUCUGGCUUGUUGUGCUUUCCCGGAGGUAUUGCCAAAGGCGUGGGAGGAGCUCGAUCGUGUGGUAGGUCCACAUCGGAGCCCAAAAUUUCAAGAUGAGCCCGACCUUCCAUAUGUGAAAGCAUUCAUGAAAGAGGUUCUACGGUGGAGAUCGGUUGCCAUUAUCGGAGGGCAGCCGCACGCGCCUAUUAAGGACGAUUACUACAAGGGGUUGUUGAUUCCACAAGGAACAUGGGUUCAGGGAAAUAUAUGGGCUAUUCAUCGCAAUGAGCGUGAUUUUCCCGAGGCAGACCGCUUCAAUCCAGAUCGAUAUAUUGCUGGAAGUCCUGACCAGCGACCUUUCCCAGGAGAGAAGGGGUAUAUGACAUUCGGCUGGGGAAGACGAGUGUGCAGUGGCCAAGGGCUAGCUGAACAGGGAACAUUCAUAACGAUUGCACGCUUACUUUGGGGAUUCCGCAUCGAAAAGGCAUUAGAUGCUCAAGGAAACCAGAUUCCAGUGGAUAUUUUUGAUUACACAUUCACUCCUCGAAGUAUGGAUAUCCGUGCUACUAUCGAUAGGGAAGGACUGCAGGCAUUGCAGGAUUUGUCUCCCUAUGAUGGGGAGUCAAAGUACCGCAUGAGCACAUAUUAUCAAGAGAAGCCGUGA
Molecule: messenger RNA, 1158 nt
Organism: Penicillium taxi
Lineage: Eukaryota; Fungi; Ascomycota; Eurotiomycetes; Eurotiales; Aspergillaceae
Exons: 4
Coding region: 1-1158 (385 amino acids)
Molecular function (GO): iron ion binding; monooxygenase activity; heme binding
Source: RefSeq, a predicted model, not a curated record